AUGGACCUCCAUUUGGCGGCGGAGCUGGGGAAAACUCUGCUGGAGAGAAACAAGGAGCUGGAGGAUUCCCUGCAGCUGAUGUACAUCACCAACGAGGAGCAGGUGCAGGAGAUCGAAUAUCUGUCCAAGCAGCUGGAUGUUCUCCGGGAUAUGAACGAACAACACGCCAAAGUUUACGAGCAGCUGGACGGGACGGCGCGGGAACUGGAACGCACCAACGUGUCUCUGGUGAUCGACAGCAAGAACUCGCAUCAGAAGAUAGAGAGGUUGACCGGGACCAUCGAUGCUCUGCAGGUCCAGGUGGAGACGCUCUCCGGACAGGUGGAGCAGCUUCGCUCCAUGGAGCAGCUCCGAGUCCGCAGGGAGAAACGGGAGCGCCGGAAAACCAUCCACUCCUUCCCCUGCCUGCGAGAGCUCUGCACCGCACCCGGGUAUGAGGAUCAGUUCGUGGUGGGUCGGGCAGAGAGCUUCACGGUGGAUGCAAAGCGCCCUCCGUUCGAAGAGGAGAACCAGCACCUGCGGGAGGCGGUGUCUGCGCUGCGAGGCGCGGCCCGGACGGAGAGGGGGAGACGGGAGGGAGUGGAGCGGGAGUGCAACCUCCUGCUGGGGGAGUUCUCCCGCCUGCAGACACGCGUGCAGGAUGCCGAGAGCUGCCAGGCGAGGGUCCGUGAGCUGGAGGUUGAGCUUCAGGAGCUUCAGCAGCUUCGUCGCGCUCGGACCUUCCUGAUGAGCAGCGAGGACGACGGCACCACGAUAACACAAACCGUCCUGAACAGCACGCCGGAGACAGACACCUUCCUGGAGGUGGAGGUGAGCGAGGAGACGGGGGGCGGCGUGCGAGAGGCGAAUGAAGGCGGGGGGAAGAGCGUCGGAGGGGAAAAUCUCCCGGAGUCCAGCCCCGUGAGGAAGAGCUGCAGCGACACGGCGCUGGACGCCAUCGUGGCUCGAGAUGCGUCCGGGAGGCGGAGAGGAAGCUACGCUCUCCACGCCAAUAGUGUGCGGAAAAGAGGCAUGUCCAUCCUGAGGGAAGUUGACGAGCAGUACCACGCCCUCCUGGAGAAAUACGAGGAGUUGUUGGGGAAGUGUCGGCGCCACGAGGAGAGUCUGUGUCACGCCGGAGUCCAAACUUCACGACCUGUCUCCAGAGAUCCGUCCAUGAAAGACUGCGCUAUCGGACCCACGCCGGCGCCGCCCCCCACCCCAACGCAGUCGCCCUCCACCCCCGAGGCCAUGGAGAGCAUCAGCAAGCAGGUGGACGCCGUGGAUAAGAGGCUGGGACAAAGCACGCCGGAGUACAAAGCGCUUUUUAAAGAGAUCUUCUCCCGGAUCCAGAAGACCAAGAUGGACAUCAAAGCUACCAAAGUUGCUAAGGCGAGCAAGUCUGGCAAAUCGGGCAAAUCUAGUAAACAGUAGAUGUUUAAAACACGGUUUGGCUCUAGAGAGGAUGAUAAAGUGCUACAUCAGUGUUUGUAGAGAGAGAGUUAAACUGCUAAACUUUAGUUCAGUUCACUUAGAGGUCAAAUAAAAGCACGCUGUUUCAUCGUGAGAAUUUGUAGCCUUCACGAGAAUCUGAUUAACAUGUAGUACAUUUCAAUCAUAUCUGAAAUAAGUUCACCCUAGAGCUGGGUAAUACUACAUAUAUCGCAACAUUUCUAAAAUAAAGACCGUGAUUCGUUAGCACGUUAGCCUUUCGUGACUCGUUAGUCACAUGACUUCCGUGUUACUCUCACAAGUUGUUCCUAAAAGCUAGUCACUUAGGUUUGGUAACUUGUUCGAGUCGACAGUCACUCAUUAGUUGCGUGAGUCAAUUGUAGACCACAACAUUCUUGUCUUACAUGACGAUACCGAUAAAACAUCGAAACACGGUUUGGCUCUAGAGAGGACGAUAAAAUGCUAUUUCAGGGUUUGUAGAAAGGGUGUUAAACUGCUAAACUUAAGUACAGUUCACUUAGAGGUCAUAUAGAAGCACGCUGUUUAAUCGUGAGAAUUCGUAGCCUUCACGAGAAUUUGAUUAGCAUGUAAGACGUUUCAAUCAUAUCUGAAAUAAGUUCACCCUAGAGCUGGGUAAUACUACAUAUAUCACAAAACAUUUUUAACCUCAAUCUCGAUAUUGUAUCAGAUAAAAAAUGGAAGCUGUAAAACUUCAGGAAAGACAGCGAGACAGGAAACUUAAUUUAUAAAAUGAAGACCGUGAUUCGUUAGCUUUUCGUGACUCAUUAGUCACAUGACUUCCGUGUUACUCUCACAAGUUGUUCCUAAAAGCUAGUCACUUAGGGUUUGGUAACUUGUUCGAGUCGACAGUUACUCGAGUCAACAUUCUUGUCUUACACGACGAUACCGAUAAAACAUCGAUAUAUUGCCCAGCCCUCAGUCACCCUUAUAUUCUGUCCUUCAGCGCUCUUACUCAAUAUUUACCGGCUUUACUGCCUUACUCCUAACACAUAUCACUAACACAAUGCUAUCUAAUUAGCCUCUCUUUAGCCUCGCAAGUGCACUAAAUGUCAAAGCUUAGAAAUGGAUGAAAACAUGGACAUCUAAUACUAACAUGAACUGAGGUUUAUUAUAAUGGACUCUACAAACAAGUGUAUAACUACAGUAGAGAUGAAUCCUCUCAGCGCUGUCUGUCUCAAGAACUAACUCCAGUUGCUAAAAAUCCUCCUCUCUUAUAAUACACAUUUCAAUUAGCCUUUGAUGAUUGCUUCUCUUGCACCGUUCUCUCUGUGACCUUACUGCUCACGUUCGUUGUGCCUCACCCUUUAAUGUAGAGAUUUUGCAGAAUAGAUUUAUUCCAGAUGAGGAGAUUGAUAUCCCUGACUUUACAGCAAAUAUGAAGCUACAGCCAGUUAGCCUAGCUUAGUAUUGUGGUGGGAGUUUAUAUAUCAAAUGUGGAUAUAGAAUCAAACCCUUCAACAAAUCUUCUUAUUAAGAACAUUUCCCAAGCUUAGCAAAGACAUGAAAGCCAGUAAAUACAGAUGAACAUUAGCAAAUAAUAAUCAUACAAUUAUAUUAUUAAAGUCAGUAAGGGAGAAUAAUAUUGUUCUUUUGGAAGCUAGGAAACCGUUAGCCUGACUCUGUUGUGUGUUUGUAUGCACCAGACUAUUUUGUUUACCAGUGGGGGGUAAUCUUGAAAAACUAGCAAGAGUUUAGUAGAUUUGAGAAGUAUCUAAAGUAUAAAUCCAUACAGAUUUCCAAGCUAGCAGCACUAGCUACAAAAGUGGCUAACUCUUGCAGAAAAGCCGCAACACUAAUUCUUAUUGAGCAAAAUGAGAACGUCCGGACGGACUUAUUAAAACUUCUUCACGCAGCUUAAAUUCGCUGUUAGCUUUGGACGGAGCUAGGCUACUUUACCUUUAGCAUAGCGAGCUAACGGACUGCUAAGUAUCUUUGUCGGCAAGACAGCAAAUACGCGUAUUUCCCCAAAAUGUUAAACUACUUUAACAUGCCAGAGGAAGUCAGAUAAGAGGCAUGCUAACUGGAAAGAAAGCCAGACAGGAAACUUAAUUUACAUUUGUGAUAUAAAUACCGUUUCCUACCACUGUGCAAAAGUUACUUCAGCGCUUUGAGGUACAGAAAAGUGUUUCUUAUUUAUAGCAGUAAUAUAAGCAAGCUAACGUACUGAUAGCUGUCUUUAGCUAAGCAAGCUAACGUACUGAUAGCUGUCUUUAGCUAAGCAAGCUAACGUACUGAUGGCUGUCUUUAGCUAAGCAAGCUAACGUACUGAUAGCUGUCUUUAGCUAAGCAAGCUAACGUACUGAUAGCUGUCUUUAGCUAAGCAAGCUAACGUACUGAUAGCUGUCUUUAGCUAAGCAAGCUAACGUACUGAUAGCUGUCUUUAGCUAAGCAAGCUUACGUACUGAUAGCUAUCUUUAGUGAAAGUGUGGUAUUACUGGUAUACCUAUCGGCAAGAAAGCAAAUAGGUGUAUUUCUCAAAAUGUUAAAUUAGUUUAAGAUGCCUUAGGUCUAGGACAGUGUUUCUCAAAUUUUUUCAUACCAAGGACCACUUAACCAAUAAAAAAACACUCGCGGACCACCUAACUCCACAAAUAUCCCAAAACACAUCGUUUUUUGCAAAUCGCCUUAAAAUGGUACAAACAAGUGGCCACAUGUGUGAUGAAGGUGUUUAUCUGGGCUAUAUCAUGCAAUUGAAAGUGAAACUUAAGCUCGCUCCAUUGCGGGGAUAUUCCCGCGAGUGCGGAAAACUUGAAUUAAUUAAUUAAUUUCAAAUGUGAAAUGUUACCAAUAUACUCACGGACCACUAGGGGGCGCUCACGGACCACCAGUGGUCCGCGGACCACACUUUGAGAAGCACUGGUCUAGGAGAUCAGAUACAAAGGGACGGGAUGCAGACGUGUGUUUUUGUUUGUAGCAGUACGUGAUAUCUACAGGUUUUAGUUGACUUGUUUUAUGAAUGUUUAACUCUGAUGAUCCGACUGAGAAGCUGCUGUCUUGCAAAAGACAAUCUCUGCAGAUAUUUCACUAUUUCAUGGCAAUUAAGGACAGAUAAUAAAACACCAAUGUUGGGUUAUCACCGCAUGUUAGUGUUCCUAACACACGAGGGAAUGGAAUGGGAUUAUAAAUGGACAGCAUGAAGAUUAAAACUAGAACUUGGACCCUUUUUUAAGAAAUUGGUCCAAAGAUGAUAACUGAUAUUAUAUUCCUUCUUAGCUUUUUAUACAAGUGUUGUAUUUCUCUUUAAUUGAAGCUCAACAGACGCACUGUAACCAGUAUAAGGCUCCACACAGGGCUUUGUCUCACACCUAACCGACUUACCAAACCUGCUAACAUAUCGCACCUUUUUCCAACAAUAUAGCCUUUUUCUGGGUAGCCUCUUAUGUAUGAACCUUUGACAAAAUAAAUGUUAUUACAGCUCAUUUUAUACUUAAUUUGUGAAGAUAAAAGUUGAAAAUGUUGCACAGCGGACAAAUGAGAGACCCUCUACUUGUGUUUGAGGCUAAUUGAUAAAAACUAAGGAUGCACUAAUAUUGAACUUUAGAAUAACAUGGUGAACUUCAAUGCUAGCCUACAACGAUAUGUCACCUCUGCAAAUAUUGGUGCAUCCCAAAUAAAACGAGAGGAAGAUGGUUUGCCUGCAACCUGGUACUGAAAUCUGAACGAUGAAAGAAAGGAUAGUUGAUUGUUGUUCCGAAUUAUUUUGGAUUUUGGUGCACGAGUGAAUUUAAAGUCAUGUCUUAUGAGUGUGUAGACGGAGGAAUAUGUGAAAAUGUAGAACAAACCAGAGCUUGUUAAAGUCUCACGAGGUUCCUGUAUUCUAAAGUCUUACUUGUUGCACUUGGCGCUUAAUUGUUGCAUAUUUAGGAUAGCUGAUAUGAAAAUGUACGUGUAUUUAUUUUUGUCUGAAUGUUUUUUUUACUUUUCCAGUGCCUAAAUGUGAAUGUCACUAACAACCUGUCGAAAUAAACUUUAUUUAAUUUGUUUUAAUUUUAUCAUCCACUUUAAACAUGUGCAUUAUUUUUUAAGAUAUUGGCAUUACAGUUUACUCUGCUCUUGUAUUAAGUUUGUCAUUACUGAACUACCCUGUUAAUAAAGCAUACAAUGCAUCCUA
Molecule: messenger RNA, 5563 nt
Organism: Gymnodraco acuticeps
Lineage: Eukaryota; Metazoa; Chordata; Actinopteri; Perciformes; Bathydraconidae
Product: cerebellar degeneration-related protein 2-like
Source: RefSeq, a predicted model, not a curated record